CUUUGGCUUCGUCUGGUGGUGACAAUAGCCCUAAAGGAGAGAAUGUGAAUAUAUGGCUGUUAAAUUAUAUAAAAAGUCAUGGGGGGCCUUAUGAGAUUCCCCAAGAAUGUAGACAGUCAUGGGAUUUAAUGAAAUGUUUUUUAUCUGAUAGUGUCUUUGAUAAGAAAACAAAAGAAAAGAAACGUAAGGGUAUCAUUAUUCAGGGACUACUGUCUUGUUGUACAGAAUUAAUAGAGGAGAUUAAAGGGAAAAAGCAGAAAAUCCUAGAACAUACUCAGAGCUAUGAGGUUAUGGAAAAAGGGUUGAAUGAGAGGAUGUCAGAUCUCAGGUUACAUGCCAUCACUACUGGGGAGGCACUGAUUGAGAAGGCAAAAUUUUGUGAUGAUUUAAGUCGGGUAAAUGAGGAAUUGUCAGUGAAAAUACAAAUUGUUGAGAAACAGUUGGAGGAGUGUAAACAUGCUGCGAACAUUGCUUUUGAUAAAUUGGCAGAAAAAUCAAGUUACACGCAUCAAAAUGAUACUUCUAAAAUACAGCUUGAUACCAAAGAUUAUAAGCCAAUAUAUCCCUGGGGUGAGUUACAUGCAGCCCCUUGCAUACCAGCAGCUCCUACCACUACAACAACUGUAUUGAACACUGACGAUACAAGUGAAAUUAAGUUGGUCACAAAACAAUUAAAGCCACAGGAGAUGGAAGCUAUUAUAAGAGAGGUAGGUCAGGUACCCCGCUAUGAUGUAAAUAGGUUCAUGAAAUGGUUUUGUGAUUUGCAGAGAGUCAGAGACACAUACAACUUGAAUGUGGAGGACCUAGCUAGAAUUUUGCAGAAAAGUGUAGGCAAUGGAUUGUGGGCACGGAUCUUGCAAAAUUGUGGCCAGCGUCAUAAAACUAAGGAUGUUUUAAGGGAAUUAUUGAAAGCAUUGUAUGGUGUGACAACAAAUGUGUCCUUGUCAGGAAAAAUUAAGCAAAUGAAGAAUGAAUGCCCGUAUGAACUUGCAGAUAGAAUUAGCAGUGUGAUGGAAUAUGUGAUGACUGGGAAUCCUGGUUUUGAACGUGGUGGUCUGGUUCAUAGGUCAAUGUUAUUGGAAGCAGUGGAUGAUGAUGUCAGGGAAGGCAUUUUAUCUGUUACACCUGAUCCUAGUGAUUAUAAUGAUAUUUUGUUAAGAGCGGAUAAUUUGUGGAGGAGAAGGUGUCGAGAAUACAGUCUUGCGGUUGAUGCAGCUAGAGUUUUUAGAGUCGAGGGACAGCAAAAUAGAGAGGACUAUGGGUCAUGGAGAGGAAGAUCUUAUAACAAUACAGGUAGUUAUAGGAGGCCAGAACCCAGAGAGAAGCCUAGUAAACAGCCUUGGGUGCCGUUUAGUGAAAUGAGAAGUGAGAGAGAUCGUUUGCAGGAGGAGCUAUACAAGAUAAAGGAAGAAAUGGAAAGAAUAAAAGCAGGAGGGGUCAAGGUAGCAGCAAUAGGAAUGGAAAGUGCUGUGUCUCCUUCUACCAGUCAUUGUUAGGGGUUCCGAGCCCCCCCCGCCCCUUCCUGCCGAUUUUUAACUGAUUUAAAGUUAGAUUCCUGGGGGCGGCCCACUGUUGAUGUAACAUUAGGGGGAACUCGGGUAACCGCGUUGCUGGAUAGUGGAGCAGCGAUUAGUUUUGGUAAAUCUGUUGUCCCUGGAAAUGAGAAAAUUAGAAUAACAGGUGUCACUGGACAUUCCAUCGAAGCUCCUUUUGUGCGUGGUGUGGAAAUGCAAAUAGGGGGAGAGAAGUGGAAGUGUGACGUUGUUUGUCAGAAUCAGGACAUAAUUGGUGCUGAUGUCUGUGUACAGCAGGGUCUGGUGGUUGAUCUUGCAAACAUGAAGUUGUGGAUGAUGCCUGGAAAUGAUGGAUUG
Messenger RNA from Rana temporaria (common frog), 1871 nucleotides. RefSeq lists its product as uncharacterized. The coding region runs from base 129 to 1496 and encodes 455 amino acids. The transcript has 2 exons. The record is from RefSeq and is a predicted model, not a curated record. NCBI's taxonomy places the organism in Eukaryota, Metazoa, Chordata, Amphibia, Anura, Ranidae.